UUCAAAAGUGACGGAAACUACAAAAGUUAUGGUAAGGUCUAAAAAAUGAAGAAGAAUAUAUGCGAAACAAACAUAAUGCUCGUUUUCUCUUUUCUUCAUUCUUAGAUGAAAUCGUUCAAGGAGCAUUAGCCGACGAUUGUUAUCAAAAGAUAUAUCCGGGAAUAGCAUCCGAAAUAUUAUUGGAAAAUUUAAUCAAAUUUGUGCACGAUAUCAAUAACAGACCAACAGAGGAUGGUAUUGAUCAUGGAAAAUUAUACAAAAAAGCUAAUGGACGACAAAUCGACUCAUCGCGUCGAUAUUAUCNUCACUUCAAUAUUAUCUUGUGAAGGAACCAAAUUUAGAUGAAUUCAAUUUGUAUGCGAAGAUUACUAAAGGAAGAAAUUUAGGUAAGCCUUUUGUUUACCAUUUUAUUUAUCUGAAGUUUAUUAUGAUUUGAGAGAGAACUGAAAGAAGAUACAUCUAAUUUCCAACUUCUUCUUUUCGUUUUAGGUUAUUAUCGUGUCUUUACAAACGAAUGCGAAGUUAAAUUGCUGAUUGAGUAUGGUUUAAAUUAUUUGAAACAACAAGGAACAUUAUCCAUCGUUUCCGAUUAUGUUAAGUUUGUACAAGAUUCCAAAUAUCUGAUUUCUCGUGAAAGAUGUGAAUUUAUAUCUCGUAUAUUAAAUAAUAACGUUACAGUAACCAGAAAUAGCUCUAAAGUUGAUUACGAUGUUACAAAGUUAGGAACACGACAGCAACAAACACAAAAACGUCCAACAGCACUUGCAGCAACAACCACAGUGUCUUUGUCCACGUUGCCAUCAACUAAUUCAUCACUCACACCAAAACAAGUUUUCUUAUCAACAACAACGACGUCGUUAUCACCAACUGCUGACAAGAGUAUCUCUCGUUCACGUUCAUCCUCUGCUGAACGCUGCCCAUCUCCACCACUGAAGAAACAGACAUAUCGUAAAUUGAUGAAAAAGCAAGAGCAACUACUAUCGUCAAAAACCCCGAUCGAAAAAGCUGCUCCACCAUCUUCCUUAUAUUCAACUCCAAUAGCGAAAUGUCUAAGAACUAUGACGAAUGGUACUACUACUACUACUACUAUUUCGUUAUCAUCAUCCACAUUAUCAUCUCAACGUGUUCUCACUGCUACACAGUCAAGGAAAAACGAGCAAUUAGUGUCAAAAAACGUAACCAUUUAUCGAAAGAUGAAGAUGAUGAUAAUGAUAAACCUGUCUUACGCAUGUGAGUGUUUUGCUCUUUUUGAACGAUGA
This is a messenger RNA of Rotaria sp. Silwood2, 1259 nucleotides long. The record is from the annotation of a GenBank genome assembly. NCBI's taxonomy places the organism in Eukaryota, Metazoa, Rotifera, Eurotatoria, Philodinida, Philodinidae.